Populus euphratica (Euphrates poplar) is the source of this 2595-nucleotide messenger RNA. RefSeq lists its product as uncharacterized. The transcript has 7 exons. Gene Ontology annotation, cellular component: cytosol. Bases 347 to 2200 code for a protein of 617 amino acids. The record is from RefSeq and is a predicted model, not a curated record. NCBI's taxonomy places the organism in Eukaryota, Viridiplantae, Streptophyta, Magnoliopsida, Malpighiales, Salicaceae.
AGUAUAUUGGGGUAGCAAAAAUGGGACGUCCUUGAAAUCAAUACAUUUACAGAAUAUGCUAAAAAUCCAAGCAUCAAAACCAAAAAUCCCACCCCUAUCACAAACCAGCCCAACAAAUCAAGCCCACCCAAUCACGCCACCGCCGCCGCCGCCGCCGCCGCACCCACAAUAACUACAACAAGAAAAAUCCAAUGUCCAUGACCAAAACCAGAAAAAUCCAUCCAAGCCAACUUGUAAAUUAAAAAAGAAAAAUAGAAAAAAAUCCUUCCCUUCCUUUUUCACACAAGAAGCCCCCCAAUCGCCAUCUCAGACAGCACACGAACACUUACAUCUCUCUCUAUUUUUGAUGCGCCUACUCUUGUUUACUCCAAACCCAAUCAAAACCUCUCCAACACUAUAUUUCCUCAACUCGCUCCGAUCCAACUUAAUCAAACGCACCUUGCCAACUCGGAGAUCUUUCAUCCCUGCAAGAAUGGCAAUCCCUCCACGAUCAAUAGCAUCAGCGCCAUCUUGCACUACAACAUCAGGCAGAAGUAACAUCAACAUUGAAGAGGGUCUUGCUAGUAAAUUCUGGAUCAAGUUUAGAAGAGAAUCCGUUUUUGCUAUGUACACUCCUUUUGUCAUCUCUUUGGCUUCUGGCACUCUCAAGAUUGAUUCUUUCAGGCAUUAUAUCUCUCAAGAUUCUCACUUUCUCAAAUCUUUUGCUCAUGCGUUUGAAUUAGCUGAAGACUGUGCUGAUGAUGAUGAAGCAAAGCUAGCAAUCUCCGAGUUGAGGAAGGGUGUCUUAGAGGAGCUGAAGAUGCACAAUUCAUUUGUACAGGAAUGGGGUAUAGACCCAGGUAAAGAGGGGACUAUCAAUUCUGCUACUGUAAAAUACACAGAUUUCUUGUUGGCUACAGCUUCUGGGAAGGUUGAAGGAGUGAAAGGUCUUGGUAAACUUGCAACUCCUUUUGAAAGAACAAAAGUUGCAGCCUAUACCCUGGGUGCUAUGACACCUUGCAUGCAGCUGUAUUCCUUUCUAGGCAAGGAACUCCAGGCAGUUUUAGAUCUGGAGGAAGAUGGGCACCCUUACAAGAAGUGGAUUCACAGUUACUCGUCUGAGAGAUUUCAGGCAUCAGCUCUGCAAACUGAAGACUUGCUGGAUAAACUUAGUGUCUCCUUGACAGGCGAGGAGCUUGACAUCAUUGAAAAGCUUUAUCACCAGGCCAUGAAACUUGAAAUAGAAUUCUUCCUUGCUCAGCCAAUUGCUCAGACAACUUUAGCUCCCCUGACAAAAGGGCAUAACCCUGAAGAAGACCGGCUUGUCAUAUUUUCUGAUUUUGAUUUGACAUGCACUGUUGUUGACUCUUCUGCCAUUUUGGCAGAAAUUGCAAUACUAACAGCACCAAAAUCUGAUGUGGUUCAACCUGAGACUCAAAUUGCUCGAAUGUCAUCAGCUGAUCUGAGGAACACAUGGGGUCUUCUUUCUGGACAGUACACGGAAGAGUAUGAACAAUGUAUUGAAAGCAUUAUGCCAUCUGCAAAAGUGGAAUUCAACUAUGAAGCUCUUUGUAAAGCACUUGAACAACUUUCAGACUUUGAGCGAAGGGCAAAUUCUAGAGUGAUUGAUUCUGGGGUUCUCAAAGGUUUGAAUCUUGAAGAUGUAAAACGAGCGGGUGAACGUUUGAUUCUUCAGGAUGGUUGCACUGGUUUCUUUCGGAAAAUUGUGAAGAAUGAAAAUUUGAACACGAAUGUCCAUGUGCUCUCAUACUGCUGGUGUGGUGAUCUCAUCAGAUCAGCUUUCUCCUCAGGGGGUUUGGAUGCUCUAAAUAUUCAUGCAAAUGAGUUAAUUUUUGAAGAAUCAAUCUCCACGGGAGAGAUUGUUAAAAAGGUGGAAUCUCCCAUGGACAAAGCUCAAGCUUUCAAUGACAUUUUAAAGAAUUACAGCAGUGACAGAAAGAACUUGACUGUUUACAUUGGUGAUUCAGUUGGUGACUUGCUUUGUCUACUUCAGGCAGAUAUUGGUAUUGUAGUUGGAUCUAGUACAAGCUUAAGGAGCGUGGGAAGUCAACAUGGUGUUUCUUUUGUACCACUGUUCCCUGGCUUGGUAAGAAAACAGAAAGAAUCUGAUGGAGAAUCUCCUAAUUGGAAAGGGCUAUCUGGCAUACUAUAUACAGUCUCCAGUUGGUCAGAAAUACAUGCCUUCAUUUUGGGGUGGUAGAAUCAUUUUUGCUCGCUCACACCUGCGUUUUAGUUAGGAGAAAUCAAGGAAAUAUUUGUUACUCAAUGGAACACCAAUACAAGAUGAUGGCCUAUUUUAUUAGGGGCCACAUAUCUGCCGCUGUUUGGCCAUUUUCCCCUUCUUUCCACGGGUCUUCUGAUAAAAAAUGUAAUGAAUUCUGUUGGCUGGAUAAUGCUGUGAACUUGGUAUUUACAAUCUCCUGUACUUCUAUUGCCAACCUCACCAAAUUCUUUUGUUGCCCAUUGUAGAUGCUCGCUGGUGCUGGUUCUAUACCUUAGUUUUGUUCGUUAAUACGAUUAUUUUCCCGGCAUGUAGAUUAGACUUGUCAAUUUGUUCAUAUGGUGCAUAAAUCUACUGGUAUUUUGUGCUAUUCA